Dictyostelium discoideum AX4 is the source of this 861-nucleotide messenger RNA. RefSeq names its product coenzyme Q biosynthesis protein (gene coq4). Gene Ontology annotation, biological process: ubiquinone biosynthetic process. Gene Ontology annotation, molecular function: zinc ion binding; carboxy-lyase activity; 4-hydroxy-3-methoxy-5-polyprenylbenzoate decarboxylase activity. Gene Ontology annotation, cellular component: extrinsic component of mitochondrial inner membrane; mitochondrial inner membrane. The record is from RefSeq and is a predicted model, not a curated record. Bases 1 to 861 code for a protein of 286 amino acids. The transcript has a single exon. Lineage: Eukaryota; Evosea; Eumycetozoa; Dictyosteliales; Dictyosteliaceae.
AUGAAUUCAUCAUCAAAUAUAAUUUAUAAAAGUUUUAAAAAUUCAAAAAUAUUUUUAAAUAAACAAUGUAUUAUUAAUAAUGGUUUAAAAUUAAAUAAAAAAUAUUUUACAACAACUUCAACAAAAGAAAAUAAUAAUAAUAAUAAUAAUAAAAAUCCAAAAUUUAUUGAAAAUAAUUUAUUUCAAAAAGGAUUAUUAACAAUUGGUAGUGCAUUUGUUGCAUUUAUAAAUCCAGGAAGAGGUGAUAUGGUUGCAACAUUGGGUGAAAUGACAGGUGGUUGUGCAAUUAAAUCAAUGAAACAAAAGAUGAUGUUAGAUCCAAUUGGUAGACAAUUGUUAAAGGAGAAACCUAGAAUUAAAGAAUCAACUUACCCAUUGAAUAUACAUUUAUUACCAUCAACUACAUUUGGUGGUGCAUACUAUAGAUGGAUGAAAGAACAUGGUUAUUCACCUGAUGAAAGAACAGAGGUUACUUUGAUUCAAGAUGAAGAUGAUGCUUACGUUAUGCAAAGGUAUAGAGAAGUACAUGAUUUUUGGCAUGUCCUUGCCGGUGUUAGACCAGAUUUUCAAGGUGAAGUUGCAAUAAAAUGGUUUGAAUUCUUACAAACUGGUUUACCAAUGAAUGCUAUCGGUUCAAUUAUAGGUCCAUUACGUUGUUCUUGGAAUGAAAGAAACGAAUUAAUCAAUCAUAUGAUACCAUGGGCUAUAAAAUCUUCAAAAUCUUGUGUUUAUCUAAUGAAUGUCAAAUAUGAAGAUCAUUGGGAAGAUGAUCUUAAUGAAUUUAGGGCUAAAUUAAAUUUUAUACCUUAUAAAUAUUUAUCUGAUAUUAAUCAAAAUAAAACGACAACUAUCAAUAUGUAA